Messenger RNA from Rhopalosiphum padi (bird cherry-oat aphid), 474 nucleotides. RefSeq names its product KRAB-A domain-containing protein 2-like. Gene Ontology annotation, molecular function: nucleic acid binding. Gene Ontology annotation, biological process: DNA integration. The record is from RefSeq and is a predicted model, not a curated record. NCBI's taxonomy places the organism in Eukaryota, Metazoa, Arthropoda, Insecta, Hemiptera, Aphididae. The transcript has a single exon. The coding region runs from base 1 to 474 and encodes 157 amino acids.
AUGCCAAAAAAAGGACUCGUUGUUAAACCGAUAUUGCACAAUGAAAUGAAUUCUCGAUGUCAAAUUGAUUUGAUUGAUAUGCAAUCAAACCCAGUUAAUGGUUUUAAAUACAUUAUGGUGUAUCAAGAUUACCUGACAAAAUUUGUGAUUAUACGGCCUCUACGGUGUAAACGCGCAGAAGAAAUUGCAUAUCAACUUCUAGAUAUAUUCACUUUCUUUGGAGCUCCUAGUAUACUACACUGUGAUAAUGGGCGAGAAUUUGUAAAUAAAAUUGUUACCAGUGUAUGUGAAAUUUGGCCUCAAGUUAAAAUAGUUCAUGGCAAAGCUCGUCAUAGCCAAUCUCAAGGAUCGGUUAAACGAGCUAAUCAAGACAUCGAAAGUAUGAUAGCAACUUGCAUGGAAACUAAUGACAAUGCAAAAUGGUCUGAAUCUUUACGAUUUGUUCAAGCAAUGAAAAAUUCAGCAUUUCAUUAA